Messenger RNA from Fusarium odoratissimum NRRL 54006, 3026 nucleotides. RefSeq names its product beta-glucosidase. The transcript has 3 exons. Lineage: Eukaryota; Fungi; Ascomycota; Sordariomycetes; Hypocreales; Nectriaceae. Gene Ontology annotation, molecular function: beta-glucosidase activity. The coding region runs from base 937 to 2736 and encodes 599 amino acids. Gene Ontology annotation, biological process: glucan catabolic process. The record is from RefSeq and is a predicted model, not a curated record.
GCUCAAUUGAUACGAAAAUGACUCUCGCCAAGGUUGCAUUCACGUUGGCCAAUUUGGUGGCCGUGGGUUCGAGUGCGAAGAAUGUCGCGGAUGGGUUCGUUGCUGCGCCAUACUACCCAGCUCCUUAUGGAGGAUGGGAUGAAGCAUGGGCCGACAGCUAUGCCAGAGCUAAGAAGAUGGUUGAUUCUAUGACGUUGGCUGAAAAGACGAAUAUUACAGCUGGCACAGGUCUCUUUAUGGGGUACGACACUUGUCUCUCACUUCACUACUUAUACUGACACAACAGUCCUUGCAACGGUAACACUGGAUCAGCUGACCGCGUUGGCUUCCCUCAACUCUGUCUCAACGACGCUGCCAAUGGCGUUCGACUUGCCGACAAUGUCACCGUCUUCCCAGAUGGAAUCACAGCUGGCGCAACUUUCGACAAGAAGCUGAUGUAUGAACGUGGUGUAGCAAUUGGAAAGGAAGCUCGUGGUAAGGGCGUCAACGUCUGGCUUGGUCCGUCUGUUGGUCCUAUCGGUCGAAAGCCAAAGGGCGGACGCAACUGGGAAGGCUUUGGAGCAGACCCAUCGCUGCAAGGUAUCGGUGCACGCGAGACUAUCAAGGGAGUUCAAGAGCAGGGAGUCAUUGCUACGGUCAAGCAUCUUAUUGGAAAUGAGCAGGAGAUGUAUCGACGACAGACUACUGAUGUUGUAUCUCCUGCAUACUCGGCAAAUAUUGAUGACCGAACUAUGCAUGAGCUGUAUCUCUGGCCUUUUGCGGAGGCAGUGAAAGUUGGAGUUGGAGCGACCAUGACAGCUUAUAACCGAGUUGGUCUAUCUAAGGCUUCUCACUCACCAUGACUAACAAGUGUAGGUCAACGGCACUAUAUCCAGUGAGCACUCAUAUCUCAUCAACGCCUUGUUGAAAGAAGAGCUUGGCUUCCAAGGCUUCGUCAUGACAGACUGGCUCUCUCAAAUCACUGGCGUACAAUCCGCCAUUGCAGGAAUGGACAUGAGCAUGCCUGGUGAUACCAUCAUCCCUCUCUUUGGCAAUUCUCUAUGGAUGUACGAGCUAACCCGAUCCGCACUCAAUGGCUCGGUUCCCAUGUCGAGACUGAACGAUAUGGCUACUCGUAUUGUGGCAACCUGGUAUCAGUUCGAACAAGACAAAGACUUUCCAUCUGUCAACUUUGACACCAACACAUACAACAGAGUCGGUCCUCUGUAUCCAGCAGCAUGGCCUAACUCGCCCUCGGGAGUUGUCAACCAAUAUGUUCAAGUUCAGGACGACCAUGAUGAGAUCGCCCGACAAAUCGCCCAAGACGCCAUCACUCUUCUCAAGAACGACGAAAGGCUUCUUCCACUGAGCACCAAGAGCUCACUUAAGGUCUUUGGGACUGGCGCGCAAACCAACCCCGAUGGCGCCAAUGCCUGUGUCGAUCGAAGCUGCAACAAGGGCACGCUGGGUCAAGGUUGGGGCUCGGGUACAGUUGACUACAUGUAUCUCGACGACCCCAUCGGCGCCAUCAAGAAGGCAGCCGGAGAUGUCACGUUCUACAACACAGACAAGUUCCCGUCAGUUCCGAGCCCUUCUGAUGACGAUGUUGCAAUUGUCUUCGUUACCUCUGAUUCGGGCGAGAACCAGUACACGGUUGAGGGUAACAAUGGUGAUCGGAAUGCGGACAAGCUGAAUGUAUGGCAUAACGGCGAUGCACUUAUCAAAGCUGCCGCAGCCAAGUACAAGAACGUCGUCGUUGUCAUUCACACUGUCGGGCCCGUCCUCGUUGAUCAAUGGAUUGAUCUCCCAUCAGUCAAGUCUGUCUUAGUUGCCCAUCUCCCCGGACAAGAGGCUGGAAAGUCUCUCACCAACGUCUUGUUUGGCGACGCGUCGCCGUGCGGUCACUUACCCUAUUCCAUCACCAAGAAGGAAGACGACAUGCCUGAAAGUGUCACCAAACUCAUUGAUUCGGGCUUCAUCGAUGCGCCGCAGGAUACCUACAGUGAAGGACUGUUUAUCGACUACCGCUGGCUUAACAAGGAAAAGAUUCAACCUCGUUAUGCGUUCGGCCAUGGACUCAGCUAUACCAACUUUACGUACACGAAUGCGACCAUCAAGAGAGGCACCCAGCUGAGCCAGUAUCCUCCCAAGCGACCCGCAAAAGGAAAGGUUCUGGACUAUUCGCAAGACAUUCCAGACUACAAAGAAGCGAUUAAACCCAGCAGCUUUAAAACCGUCUGGCGCUACCUAUACUCUUGGCUCUCCGAAUCCGACGCAAAGUCGGCCGCCGCAAAAGCCGAGACAUCCAAAUACCCUUACCCAGACGGCUACUCCACCGCGCAGAAGACGGCUCUCCCCAAGGCAGGCGGUGUUUCAGGCGGCAACCCUGCUCUCUGGGACGAAGCUUAUACUCUGUCCGUAGUGGUGACUAACGCAGGUUCCAAAUUCUCCGGCAAAGCUUCUGUGCAGGCCUACGUCCAAUUUCCGAGCGUUGCCGGAUACGAGACUCCCGUCAUCCAGCUGCGCGACUUUGAGAAGACCAAGGUUUUAGAGCCUGGCUCGAGCGAGACCGUGCAAUUGACCUUGACCAGGAAGGACUUGAGCGUCUGGGAUGUCAAGGCUCAGGACUGGCUUGUCCUUGAUGGGGAGUUUAAGAUUUGGCUGGGGUCUGCAAGCGAUAAGUUGGAUGCUGUCUGCUUCACUGACGACCUGGGCUGUGAGCACGACGUCAAGGGACCAGUAUCAUACGAUUCGUAGAUAUCCCGACAUCAAUCUGAGGAGAACCGAGGUUGCAGCCGGGGACUGAUGAGAUUCUAGGCUUGGGGAAUUAGCUCUGAUCUAUCAAAACAUCAUGGUCGAUCUUCAUCUUUUGACCAGGCUGUGCUGCACCUUAAUAGGGGAUUCCUUUACGAUUUGACCAAUAGCAGAAUUUCCUUGCACUCAGAUUAUGAAUUAUGCACUGUCUGUGCAUUUACCACCCACUUGCCGCGAUACUUUUAUGCAAACUCUGCACAGAGUUUCAGGUCGGACAAGAAAUCUAUUUUAGU